Messenger RNA from Camelus dromedarius (Arabian camel), 8838 nucleotides. RefSeq names its product von Willebrand factor (gene VWF). Lineage: Eukaryota; Metazoa; Chordata; Mammalia; Artiodactyla; Camelidae. The transcript has 53 exons. The record is from RefSeq and is a predicted model, not a curated record. Gene Ontology annotation, biological process: blood coagulation; cell-substrate adhesion. Gene Ontology annotation, molecular function: protein binding. Gene Ontology annotation, cellular component: extracellular matrix. The coding region runs from base 266 to 8704 and encodes 2812 amino acids.
GGGCAAGAUAGCUCGUAUGCAGCUGCUGGGAGGUCUCCCACCAGCCUGUUCAAAGCCUUAUCGCCUGCGAGGUGUUUCUAAUACCACUUCCGCUCAUUGUUUCCUCCUGCCACAGGGAGCCCGCAGCCCCGGAGUCACUCUCCAGCAGAACAGUCCAGUCCCAGUUACUGGGAGCAUGGCCUAGGGCUGGCAGCCCCACCGUGCACGGAGGCCGAAUUUCCCAAGAGACCUUGGAGACACCCGCAGCCCCCAUUUGCAGGAGAAGAUGAUUCCUGCCUGGCUUGGGAGGGUGCUGCUUGCUCUGGCCUUCACGUUGCCAGGGGCCCUUUGUGGAGAAGGGACUCCUGGCAGGCCGUCCAUGGCCCGAUGCAGCCUCUUCGGCGACGACUUUGUCAGCACCUUUGAUGAGAGCAUGUACAGCUUUGCGGGCGGCUGCAGUUACCUCCUGGCCGGAGACUGCCAGAAACACUCCUUCUCGCUCAUCGGGGACUUCCAAGAUGGCAAGAGACUGAGCCUGUCGGUGUAUCUCGGGGAAUUUUUCGACAUCCAUCUGCUUGUCAAUGGCACCGUGCUGCAGGGGGCCCAAAGUGUCUCCAUGCCCUAUGCCUCCGAAGGGCUGUUUCUGGAGGCUGAGGCUGGGUAUUACAAGCUGUCCAGCGAGGCCUACGGCUUUGUGGCCCGGAUUGACGGCAGCGGCAACUUUCAAGUCCUGCUGUCAGACAGAUACUUCAACAAGACCUGUGGACUGUGCGGCAACUUUAACAUCUUUGCUGAAGAUGACUUUCGGACUCAAGAAGGGACCUUGACCUCAGACCCCUACGACUUUGCCAACUCCUGGGCCCUGAGCAGUGGGGAACAGCGGUGCCAACGGGCGUCCCCCCCAAGCAGCUCCUGCAACGUCUCCUCUGAAAUGCAGAAGGGCCUGUGGGAGCAGUGCCAGCUUCUGAAGAGUGCCUCGGUGUUCGCCCGCUGCCACCCCCUGGUGGACCCAGAGCCCUUCGUGGCGCUGUGUGAGACGAUGCUGUGCCCGUGCGUGCAGGGGCUGCAGUGCCCGUGCCCCGUGCUCCUGGAGUACGCCCGGGCCUGCGCCCGGCGGGGGAUGGUGCUGUACGGCUGGACGGACCACAGCGCGUGCCGACCGGCGUGCCCCGCGGGCAUGGAGUACAGGGAGUGCGUGUCCCCCUGCACCAGAACCUGCCGGAGCCCGCCGGUCAGCGAAGCGUGUCGGGAGCAGUGCGUGGACGGCUGCAGCUGCCCUGAGGGGCAGCUCCUUGAUGGCAGCCGCUGUGUGGAGAGCACCGAGUGUUCCUGCGUGCAUUCUGGGAAGCGGUACCCGCCAGGUGCCUCCUUCUCGCGAGACUGCAACACCUGCAUUUGUCGAAACAGCCUGUGGAUCUGCAGCAACGAGGAGUGUCCAGGGGAGUGUCUCGUCACAGGACAGUCCCACUUCAAGAGCUUUGAUAACAAGUACUUCACCUUCAGCGGGGUCUGCCAGUACCUGCUGGCCCGGGACUGCCAGGACCACUCCUUCUCUGUCAUCAUAGAUACCGUGCAGUGUGCCGAUGACCCCGACUCUGUCUGCACUCGCUCUGUCACCGUACGCCUGUCCAGCCCGCACAACAGCCUUGUGAAGCUGAAGCAUGGGGGAGGAGUCGCCGUGGACGGCCAGGACGUCCAGAUCCCCUUCCUGCAAGGUGACCUCCGCAUUCAGCACACAGUGAUGGCCUCUGUGCACCUCAGCUAUGGGGAGGACCUGCAGAUAGACUGGGAUGGCCGCGGGAGGCUGCUGGUGAAGCUGUCCCCAGUCUACGCGGGGAGGACCUGCGGCCUGUGCGGGAAUUACAACGGCAACCGGGGGGACGACUUUCUGACGCCCGCGGGCCUGGCGGAGCCGCUGGUCGAGCACUUCGGGAACUCCUGGAAGCUGCGCGGAGACUGCGAGGACCUGCGGAGGCAGCCCAGCGACCCGUGCAGCCUCAACCCGCGCCACACCAGGUUCGCGGAGGAGGCCUGCGCCGUCGUGACGUCCCCCAAGUUCGAGGCCUGCCACAGCGCUGUGGGCCCGCUGCCCUACCUGCAGAACUGCCGCUACGACGUGUGCUCGUGCUCCGACGGCGGAGACUGCCUGUGCGACGCGGUGGCCAGCUACGCGGCGGCCUGCGCCCGGAGAGGCGUGCACAUCGCGUGGCGGGAGCCCGGCUUCUGUGCCCUGAGCUGCCCGCGGGGCCAGGUGUACCUGCAGUGCGGGACCCCCUGCAACGCGACCUGCCGCUCCCUCUCUCACCCGGAUGACGAGUGCGACGAGGUCUGCCUUGAGGGCUGCUUCUGCCCCUCCGGGCUCUACCUGGAUGAGGCGGGGGACUGUGUGCCCAGGGCCCAGUGCCCCUGUUACUACGACGGUGAAAUCUUCCAGCCCGAAGACAUCUUCUCAGACCAUCACACCAUGUGCUACUGUGAGGACGGCUUCAUGCACUGUUCCACCAGCGGAGCCCCGGGGAGCCUGCUGCCCGACACUGUCCUCGGCGGUCCCCUGUCCCACCGCAGCAAAAGGAGCCUGUUCUGCCGGCCCCCCAUGGUCAAGCUGGUGUGUCCCGCUGACAACCCGAGGGCGGAAGGGCUCGAGUGUGCCAAAACCUGCCAGAACUACGACCUGGAGUGUGUGAGCGCAGGCUGCGUGUCUGGCUGCCUCUGUCCCCCGGGCAUGGUCCGGCACGAGAACAGGUGUGUGGCCCUGGAAAGGUGUCCCUGCUUCCACCAGGGCAGAGAGUAUGCCCCCGGAGAGACACUGAAGAUUGACUGCAACACUUGCGUCUGUCGGGAUCGGAAGUGGAACUGCUCGGACCACGUGUGUGACGCCUCGUGCUCGGCGCUGGGCCUGGCUCACUACCUCACCUUCGACGGGCUCAAGUACCUGUUCCCCGGGGAGUGCCAGUACGUCCUGGUGCAGGAUCACUGUGGCAGUAACCCUGGGACCUUCCGGAUCCUGGUGGGGAACGAGGGCUGUGGCUACCCCUCCCUGAAGUGCAGAAAGCGGGUCACCAUCCUGGUGGAAGGAGGGGAGAUCGAGCUGUUUGAUGGGGAGGUGAGUGUGAAGAGGCCCAUGAAGGAUGAGACGCACUUCGAGGUGGUGGAGACCGGCCGAUACAUCACGGUCCUGCUGGGCAAGGCCAUCUCCGUGGUCUGGGACCGCCACCUGAGCGUCUCCGUGUUCCUGAAGCAGACUUACCAGGAGCAGGUGUGUGGCCUGUGUGGGAAUUUCGACGGCGUCCAGAACAACGACCUCACCAGCAGCAGCCUCCAGGUGGAGGAAGACCCCGUGGACUUCGGGAACUCCUGGAAAGUGAGCACGCAGUGCGCUGACGCCAGGAAGGUGCCACUGGACGCGUCCCCUGCCACCUGCCGCAGCAGCGUCCUAAAGCAGACGAUGGUGGACUCCUCCUGCAGGAUCCUCACCAGUGACAUUUUCCGGGACUGCAACAUGCUGGUGGACCCGGAGCCAUACCUGGACGCCUGCAUCUACGACACCUGCUCCUGUGAGUCCGUUGGGGACUGCGCCUGCUUCUGCGACACUGUUGCUGCCUACGCCCAUGUGUGUGCCCAGCACGGCAGCGUGGUGGCCUGGAGGACGGCCACGUUGUGCCCCCAGAGCUGUGAGGAGAGGAACCUGCGGGAGGGCGGCUACGAGUGCGAAUGGCGCUACAACAGCUGCGCGCCCGCCUGCCCCGUCACGUGCCAGCACCCCGAGCCGCUGGCCUGCCCCGCGCGGUGCGUGGAGGGCUGCCACGCACACUGCCCGCCAGGGAAAAUCUUGGAUGAGCUUUUGCAGACCUGUGUGGACCCCAAAGACUGCCCGGUGUGUGAGGUGGCCGGCCGGCGCUUAGCCCCGGGAAAGAAGAUCACCCUGAACCCCGGGGACCCUGACCACUGCCAGACUUGUCACUGUGAUGGUGUCAACCUCACCUGUGAAGCCUGUGGGGAGCUGAGGGGCUUGGAGGCACCCCCCACCGAAGGCCCGGCCAGCACCACCAGCUCGUACGUGGAGGACACCCCGGAGCCGCCCUUGCACAGCUUCUUGUGCAGCAGACUCCUGGACCUGGUCUUCCUGCUGGACGGCUCCAACAAGCUGUCCGAGGCUGACUUCGGGGUGCUGAAGGACUUCGUGGUAGGCACGAUGGAGCGCCUGCACAUCUCCCAGAAGCGCAUCCGCGUGGCCGUGGUAGAGUACCACGAUGGCUCCCACGCCUACAUCGCGCUCCGGGACCGGAAGCGACCCUCGGAGCUGCGGCGCAUCGCCAGCCAGGUGAAGUACGCGGGCAGCGCGGUGGCCUCCACCAGUGAGGUCCUGAAGUACACGCUCUUCCAGAUCUUCAGCAAGAUCGACCGGCCCGAAGCCUCCCGCGUGGUCCUGCUGCUCGUGGCCAGCCAGGAGCCCGCCAAGCUGUCCCGGAACUUUGCCCGCUACGUCCAGGGCCUGAAGAAGAAGAAGGUCUCCGUGGUCGCGGUGGGCAUCGGUCCCCACGCCAACCUGAAGCAGGUCCGCUUCAUUGAGAAGCAGGCCCCCGAGAACAAGGCCUUCGAGCUUGGCGGGGUGGGCGAGCUGGAGCAGCGGAGGGACGAGAUCAUCGGCUACCUCUGCGACCUCGCCCCCGAAGUGCCCGCCCCGACGCCGCACCCCCACGUGGCGCAGGUCACUGUGGGUCCCGAGCUCCUGGGGGUUUCAACGGCGGGACCCCGGAGGUGCUCCGUGGUCCUGGAUGUGGUCUUUGUCCUGGAAGGGUCAGACAAGGUGGGCGAGGCCAACUUCAACAGGAGCACAGAGUUCGUGGCGGAGGUGAUUCGGCAGAUGGACGUGGGCCAGGACAGCGUCCAUGUCGCUGUGCUGCAGUACUCACACGCGGUGGCUGAGGAGUACUCCUUCAGCAAGGCGCAGUCCACGGGGGACGUCCUGCAGCGAGUGCGGGAGAUCCGCUACCAGGGCGGCAACGAGACCAACACGGGGCUGGCCCUGCAGUAUCUGACCGAGCACAGCUUCUCGGCCAGGGAGGGGGACCGGGAGCAGGCGCCUAACCUGGUCUACAUGGUCACAGGGAACCCUGCCUCGGACGAGAUCAGGCGGAUGCCAGGGGACAUCCAGGUGGUGCCCAUCGGAGUGGGCCCCAGCGUGGACAGGCAGGAACUGGAGAGGAUCGGCUGGCCCAAUGCCCCCAUCUUCAUCCAGGACUUUGAGAUGCUCCCCCGAGAGGCUCCUGAUCUGGUGCUACAGAGGUGCUGCUCCGAAGAGAGGCCGCACCUCACCACCCUCUCCCCUGCCCCAGCCUGCAGUGAGCCCCUGGAUGUGGUCCUCCUCCUCGAUGGCUCCUCCAGCUCUCCAGCUUCCUACUUUGAUGAAAUGAAGACUUUCGCCAAGGAUUUCAUUUCAAAAGCCAAUAUAGGGCCUCAGCUCACCCAGGUGUCCGUGCUGCAGUAUGGAAGCAUCACCACCGCUGACGUGCCGUGGGACGUGGCCCAGGCGGCAGGCCACCUGCUGAGCCUCGUGGACCUCAUGCAGCGGGAGGGCGGCCCCAGCCAGAUCGGGGCUGCCUUGGCCUUUGCGGUGCGAUACGUCACUUCCGAGGUCCACGGUGCCAGGCCCGGCGCCUCCAAGGCGGUGGUGAUCCUGGUCACGGAGGCCUCCGUGGAUUCAGUUGAUGAAGCAGCCGCUGCCGCCAGAUCCAACCGAGUGGCAGUGUUCCCCAUUGGAAUUGGGGAUCGGUACGACCCAGCCCAGCUGAGGACCUUGGCAGGCCCAGGGGCCAGCUCCAACGUGCUGAAGCUCCAGCGAAUCGAAGACCUCCCCACCAUGGUCACCCUGGGCGACUCCUUCCACCACAAGCUGUGUUCUGAGUUCGUCAGAGUCUGCGUGGAUGAGGACGGGGGUGAGAGGAGGCCCGGGGACGUCUGGACCUUGCCGGAUCAGUGCCACACAGUGACCUGCCUGCCAGAUGGCCAGACCUUGCUGAAGAGCCAUCGGGUCAACUGUGACCAGGGGCCACGGCCUUCCUGCCCCAACAGCCAGUCCCCUAUCCGGGUGGAGGAGACCUGUGGCUGCCGCUGGACCUGCCCCUGUGUGUGCACCGGCAGCUCUACCCGGCACAUCGUGACCUUUGACGGACAGAAUUUCAAGCUGACUGGCAGCUGCUCGUAUGUCCUGUUUCACAGCAAGGAGCAGGACCUGGAGGUGGUUCUCCAUAGCGGUGCCUGCGGCACUGGGGCGAGGCAGGCCUGUGUGACAGCCAUUGAGGUGAAGCACGACGGCCUCUCCAUCCAGCUCCGCAGCGACAUGCAGGUGGAGGUGAAUGGGAGACUGGUCUCUGUCCCUUACACGGGUGGGAACCUGGAGGUCAGUGUCUAUGGGACCAUCAUGUAUGAGGUCAGAUUCAACCAUCUCGGCCACAUCUUCACCUUCACCCCCCAAAACAACGAGUUCCAGCUGCAGCUGAGCCCGAAGACCUUUGCCUCGAAGGUGUACGGUCUCUGUGGGAUCUGUGAUGAGAACGGGGCCAAUGACUUCAUGCUGAAGGAUGGCACGGUCACCACAGACUGGAGGACGCUGGUCCAGGAGUGGACGGUACAGCAGCCGGGGCAGACGUGCCAGUCGGUUCCCGAGGAGCAGUGUCCUGUACCCGGGGCCUCUCCCUGCCACGUCAUCCUCUCAGCACUGUUUGCCGAGUGCCACAAGGUUGUGGCUCCGGCCACAUUUCAUGCAAUCUGCCAGCAAGAGAGUUGCCACCAGGAGAAAGUGUGCGAGGCAGUCGCCUCUUACGCCCACCUCUGUCGGACCAAGGGGGUGUGUGUUGACUGGAGGACCCCUGAGUUCUGCGCUGUGUCCUGCCCACCGUCCCUGGUGUACAACCACUGUGAGUCCCGCUGCCCCCAGCACUGUGAGGGCAAUUCCAGCUCCUGCGGGGACCAUCCCUCGGAAGGCUGCUUCUGCCCCCCGCACCAGGUGAUGCUGAAAGGCGGCUGUGUCCCCGAGGAGGCCUGCACCCAGUGUGUCGGUGACGAUGGAACCCGGCACCAGUUCCUAGAAACGUGGGUCCCGGACCACCAGCCCUGCCAGAUCUGCAUGUGUCUUAGCGGGCAGAGGGUCAAUUGCACGGCACAGCCCUGCCCCACAGCCAGAGCUCCCGCGUGCGGCCCGUGUGAAGUGGCCCGUCUCCGCCAGGGCUCGCGCCAGUGCUGCCCCGAGUACGAGUGUGUGUGCGACCUGGUGACCUGUGACCUGCCCCUGGUGCCUCCCUGUGCCGAUGGCCUCCAGCUGAUGCUGACCAAUCCCGGCGAGUGUAGACCCAACUUCACCUGCGCUUGCAGGAAGGAGGAGUGCCAAACGGGGCCCCCGCCCUCCUGUCCCCCGCACCGGACGCCAGCCCUUCGGAAGACCCAGUGCUGCGAGGAGUACGAGUGUGCUUGUAACUGCGUCAGCUCCACCGUGAGCUGCCCACUGGGCUACCUGGCCUCGGCCCUCACCAACGACUGCGGCUGCACCAUGACCACCUGCCUCCCUGACAAGGUGUGCGUCCACCGAGGCACCGUCUACCCCGUGGGCCAGUUCUGGGAGGAGGGCUGUGACGUGUGCACCUGCACUGACCUGGAGGAUGCGGUGAUGGGUCUCCGUGUGGUCCAGUGCUCUCAGAAGCCCUGCGAAGACAGCUGCCAGCCGGGCUUCGAUUACAUCCUGCACGAAGGCGAGUGCUGCGGCAGGUGCCUGCCGUCUGCCUGCGAGGUGAUGAUCGGCUCACUGCGGGGGGACUACCAUUCUUCCUGGAAGAGUGUGGGCUCUCACUGGGUCUCCCCCGAGAACCCCUGCCUCAUCCACGAGUGCGUCCAAGUCAAGGAGGAGGUCUUUGUGCAACAGAGGAACGUCUCCUGCCCCCAGCUGGCCAUCCCUACCUGCCCCCCUGGCUUCCAGCUGAGCUGCAAUACCUCAGACUGUUGCCCCACCUGUCGCUGUGAGCCCACGGAGGCCUGCAUACUCAACGACACCAUCAUUGGGCCCGGGAAGAGUCUGAUGGUUGAUGUGUGCACGACUUGCAGCUGCGCCGUCCAGGAGGGGGUCGUCUCCGGGUUCAAGCUGGAAUGCAGGAAGACGACCUGCGAGCCCUGCCCCCUGGGUUACAAGGAAGAGAAGCUGCAGGGGGAAUGCUGUGGGAGAUGUCUGUCUACGGCCUGCACCAUCCAGCUCCAAGGGGGGCAGAUCCUGACACUGAAGCCUGGUGAGACAUUGCAGGAUGGCUGUGACAGUCACUUCUGCAGGGUCAACGAGAGAGGACAGUACACUUGGGAGAAGAGGGUCAUGGGCUGCCUGCCCUUUGAUGAACACAGAUGUCUGGCCGAGGGGGGGAAAAUCGUGAAAAUUGCAGGCACGUGUUGUGACACAUGCGAGGAGCCCGAGUGCAAGGACAUCGCCGCCAGGGUGCAGUACAUCAGGGUGGGGGACUGUCAGUCUGAAGAGGAAGUGGACAUUCACUACUGCCAGGGCAAGUGCACCAGCAAAGCUGUAUACUCCAUCGAAGCGGAGGACGUGCAGGACCAGUGCUCCUGCUGCUCGCCCGCGCGGACCGAGCCCAUGCCGGUGCCCCUGCGCUGCACCAACGGCUCCAUCGUCCACCAUGAGAUCCUCAACGCCAUGCAGUGCACAUGCUCCCCCAGGAAAUGCAGCAAGUGAGGCCCUGCCUCGCCCUGGACACCCGCAGCCAUCCGCCUCGGCAACCACCAGUUGGCGCUCGCGCGCUCUGCUCUCGUGCUCCCCGCACCCCCACCUCGGGCCCACAAUAAAGGCCAAUCUCUCAUCUUGACAAA